This is a messenger RNA of Scatophagus argus, 802 nucleotides long. Its product is annotated as cytochrome b-c1 complex subunit 6, mitochondrial-like. The record is from RefSeq and is a predicted model, not a curated record. The coding region runs from base 119 to 418 and encodes 99 amino acids. NCBI's taxonomy places the organism in Eukaryota, Metazoa, Chordata, Actinopteri, Scatophagidae. The transcript has 4 exons. Gene Ontology annotation, biological process: mitochondrial electron transport, ubiquinol to cytochrome c.
CGUACUCGUCGUUUCCUGCGUGUGACCGACCUCGCGUCCUCAACGAAAGCCAGUGCAGCUGGCGUGCUAGAGCUUCUGUCAUCUUGCCGGGAUUUUUGUGAAUUUCAGAGCCGUAAUCAUGGUUUUCGAGAGGAAGAUGCUCACAUACGGCGACCCCGAUGACGAGGAAGAUGCCCCUGCGGAAGAGGAAGAGGAGGAGGAAGAAGAGGAGGAAGAGAUGGUGGACCCCCUAGAACUGAUCCGAGCUAAGUGUGAGCAGACUGAACACUGUGUACACACGAAGGAGCGUCUGGAGGCCUGUGAAGCCCGGGUCGGCUCCAGAUCCAACACCGAGGAGGACUGCACAGAAGAGCUCUUUGACUUCCUGCAUGCACGCGACCAUUGUGUAGCACACAAGCUGUUCCACAAUGUGAAAUGACCUGCCUGCCCGAUUCCCACCACUUGCAGCUGUAAAAUCCCUACAAUUGCUACAACUGUAAAAUAAUUAGGACAGUUCUGUCAUUAUUCUGUGUAUUAAUGUAAAUGAAUUUUAAUGGGUUCUGAACUAAACACAUGCCACCCUUUCUGCAUACGUGUAUAUAAAGGGUCAGAAGUAUAUGCAACGUGAGUCACUGCUUGUAUAGGCAAUGGAUGCAUCCAAGGUUAGCAGAGGUUGUGCAUAGAAAGGAAUGAGGAUUCUUCAGUGUGGCCAGUUCAUAUGCAAAAAGAAGUAUGCUGCUCAGGUAGCUGAGAAUUUACCUCAGGUUCAGUCUUGGAUUCAUUGUCCCCUCUGGGGAAAAAUAAAAGUUUUCUUUGGUUUCCA